Messenger RNA from Podospora anserina S mat+, 1815 nucleotides. RefSeq lists its product as uncharacterized. The transcript is spliced from 3 exons. Gene Ontology annotation, biological process: regulation of transcription by RNA polymerase II. The annotation marks the transcript as partial. NCBI's taxonomy places the organism in Eukaryota, Fungi, Ascomycota, Sordariomycetes, Sordariales, Podosporaceae. Gene Ontology annotation, molecular function: RNA polymerase II cis-regulatory region sequence-specific DNA binding; DNA-binding transcription factor activity. The record is from RefSeq and is a predicted model, not a curated record.
AUGCCAGAUUGUCCCAAGGCAACCGAGGGAUUCAGUACUAACAACGACCUGGAUCGCCACAGGGCGGGCGUCCACAGGAUCUACAAGAGUGAUGCACCUGUCUAUCAAUGUGUUAUCGACUCGUGCAAGGACAAGAACAAGACGUGGCCGAGGCCAGACAACUUCAGGCAGCAUCUGAAGCGAGUACAUCACAAGGAGAACAUGGACUUGUCCAACUUUUUGUAUCGGUGCGUUACCUUUGGCCGCCCGGAUAUCGGCGGUGCUUCGGUUGCCUCCGAGCACGCGCCUUCGGAAGCGGGAACACACUCUACCUAUGCUGGUCAACAUGCAUCAUGGAGCGGACUAGGACAUGGCCAGCCCAUGACGAGUCUCUCCCAUCAUGUGCCUGAUGAACCUGCGGUGAUCCAACCACAGCACCUGAUGUACCGCUCAUCAAUGAGCCAGCCGGAUUACUCUGCUCUCAUGAACGCCUCUGGAUUCCACAGCCACCAGAGCCAAACCGGACUGGAUGACCCACGUAUCCCCAUUGAGAUGGAUCUCCAAGGACUGAACAUUCCACAUGGAUUCCAGCAGCAGGUUGAGCCCCCGGUUCAGGAGCAAACCUUGGAGCAACCAGGACAUGUCUCUCCGGAUAUUCUGACCGGUGCCGGCAGCGGACUUUUGCCUUCGAUGGAUGAAGCGGGUGAGAUGCACGCCCACCCCGCCGAGGUGAUACAGAUAGACGAUGACACCAGCCCGGACAAUAUCAUGCAGGAAGAAGAAGAAGAUGAUGAUGAUGAAUUUGCGGAGCAGCAGCAGCAGCAGCAGCAGCAGCCCAAAAAUGAACCUGUGACUUUAACUUCCAUCUCGCCAGACCAGAUGACUCUGGAUUAUUCCAGAAGACAGUCGGCCGCCAUGGUGGGUGAUGAGGAAUCUGAAGCUGGGGAGGAGGACAACGAAGUCUCUGAACAACAGGACUCGUCCAAUCUUGAAGAAGACGCGAGCCGGCUCCAGCUUCUUGCUGCUGCGGCGCCAUCUCCCGAGCCUACUACUACCACCACUACUACUACCACCACCACCACUACUACUACUGCCACCGGGCAAUCACCGGGGGGUGUUGUCUCGAUAGAUUUGGGGGAUGUGGAGAACCUCAAGGCGACGUUGGAGAUGCUCAGGUCACGGGGGAUGCUGGAUAGGAUUGUGAAGGAGUUUGGGUAUCAAAAGUCGGAGGAGGUGGUGGUUCUUAACAACACGACGACGACGACGCCGUCUGCGCCGUCGUCUGUUGUUGCCGAGGUUACGAAGGAGGUCAAGUGCGAGAUUGAUGAUUGCAACAAGGUUUUUUCGAGGCCUUGCGAGCUUAAAAAACACCAAAAACGCCACGCGAAACCCUACGCCUGCACAUUUUCAAAUUGUGACAAGCGUUUUGGGAGCAAGAAUGACUGGAAGCGACACGAAAACAGCCAACACUUUCAGCUGGAGAUUUGGCGGUGCACCGAGCAGGUUUUUUCUGCCGCUGCUGCUGGUGAGGGGGGUUAUGAAUGCGGCAAGGUUUGUCAUCGCAGGGAGAGUCUAAAGGGGCAUCUGGAACGGGAUCACCAGUUUCGCGACGGGGAGGAGAUUGAACGGAAGCUGAAUGAUUACCGACAUGGGAGGAACUUUGAGAGCAGGUUCUGGUGCGGGUUUUGCGUCAAGACUGUCGAGCCACGCGGGGUCGGGGGGCCGGCGCACAGCGAGAGGUUUGAUCAUAUUGAUCGUCAUUUUAUGGGGAAGGGGGGGUUUGAGAAGGUUGAUAUUGGGAAUUGGAGGAGUUUGAGACCUAAAGGCCAGCAGUCU